This is a messenger RNA of Alnus glutinosa, 665 nucleotides long. Its product is annotated as auxin-responsive protein SAUR24-like. The coding region runs from base 78 to 380 and encodes 100 amino acids. The transcript has a single exon. Gene Ontology annotation, biological process: response to auxin. The record is from RefSeq and is a predicted model, not a curated record. NCBI's taxonomy places the organism in Eukaryota, Viridiplantae, Streptophyta, Magnoliopsida, Fagales, Betulaceae.
UCCUUACUUUCUUCUCCCUUUCCAGCUUUCAUUUGUGAUCUUCACCAUCUUUCUGAGAAAAAUACAGAUAGAUAGAAAUGGCAAUUCGUUUACCUGGUAUUGCACAUGCUAAGCACAUUCUACGCCGGUCAAACUCAUUUGGAAAGCAAGCAGCUCCAAGAUUUGCUGAUGUUCCAAAAGGCUACCUAGCAGUAUAUGUUGGAGAGAGUGAAAAGAAGCGAUAUGUAGUUCCCAUAUCAUUCUUGAACCAGCCUUCAUUUCAAGAAUUGCUAAACAAGGCUGAGGAAGAAUUUGGAUUCCAUCAUCCAAUGGGUGGUCUCACAAUUCCUUGCAGUGAAGACAUCUUCAUUGAUCUCACUUCUAGCUUACAUGAAUUCUGAUACGCGGCACUAAAAUAGAAUAGCAAAGACAGUUUUGUAAAUCCAUGCAUAUUCUUUAUUUAUUCAUGGCAGAAGUAAUGGGGGUUGAUUACCCACUAAAAAUGUUACAAAUAGAAUUCUUGCAGUUUCUCUAACACUCUCCUAACAAAUGUAAAACUGAGAUUACCUUUCAGUUUAGAUUGAUCCUCUUAAGAUUCUAUGAUAUUUCCAAGCCCUUUAAUUUUAUUUAAUUUUGCAUGUUUUUCUAUGGAUGAUAGUCUGUAGCUUUGUUAUGUAAGGGUUAUC